UUCUCUUGCUCUCGCUGCGGGCUUUCCCUUCAUCCCGUCUCUAUGGUAACUGGGAGGCGCUCUACCCUCCCCUGGCCGUGUUUGUGGUGACCUCGGAGGGAUUGCGCCUGUAGCUGUCAGUGGAGGAGUCUGUAGUGAGAUGUGAGGAGGCGGCGGAGGCGGCGGCUGCAACAACCCGGGGCCUUGGACUCUGGAAGGACACCCACUAUCCUCCCCAAAAUGGACACACCACUGCCGCCGGAGACAAGAGGGUGCUGAAGAACUCCGACUCCGGGGGGCUCUCAUUCGUUACCCACGAGCAAGUGAACCUGAGGUGCCAUGAUGGAAGAGGGACCUCCCAAACUGGUGGAUUACUUUGUAGUGGCCGGGCUGACUCCAGCGUCUCGACCGUUGGAGGAAGAGAAUCGCCAGCGCUCUAUACGUUCUACAGAACUGGUCAUUGAUGUGGCAGUCAUUGUGAAGGCUCAGGGGGAAGAGGUACCACAUGGAUUCACCUGUAUAGAGACCACACCAGGGGGGCACUCGGCUGAUCUGAACUCGGGUUUACUCACCAACCAGCACAUGUACCUGUGUUACCGCAGGGGGAGAGACAAGCCUCCCAUCACUGAGUUUGGAGUCCACUAUGAGGGGAAAGAACCUCUCCGUGCAGGUUUCCAGGUCAUCGACACCACCCCAUACAGUCACUCUGCCAACCUGAGCUCAGGGGGCCCUGGGAACCAGCGAGCCUUUCUCAUGUUCAAACGUGCUUCUGAGUCCAUGGGGCUGAAUAGUCUGGGGGUGAUGGAUAUCUGUAUCAUUAACCCCAGCAAGGGAGAAAGCACCCCCAACACUUUCUGCCGAGUGGAGAGGAAUCUCAAUACAAGUAUGUUUGGCCAAGCUCUCUUCCUUUGUUACAAGAAGGGCACGGCAAAGACUCACAGCCUUGUGUAUGAAGCAGGGGUGAUCAGCCGAUUCCCUGAUACUGACAGUGAAAUAUUUCCCUUGCCUGAGAUGGUGGCAAUCUUCUGCCUGCCAAUGGGUGCCACUAUAGAGAGUUGGCCUAUCAACACUAAGUAUCACAUGCCUGUCUUCUCCACAUUUGUGCUGACCGGUGCUUCUGGAGAGAAGGUAUACGGCGCUGCUAUCCAGUUCCAUGAGCAAUACCCCCGGGAGUGCCUGACCGAGAAGCAGAACCAAUGCCUGGGGCUACUGAGUGUGGUGGACAAACGCCCUGUGACCAACAAGUCUGUUCAGACCAAGAAGAGCAUUUGUGUCUUGUCUCACUGGCCUUUCUUUGACGUCUUCCAAAAGUUCCUCACCUUUAUUUAUCGAUACUCCAUCUCAGGCCCCCAUGUUCUUCCCAUUGAGAAACACCUCUCCAACUUCAUGUUCAAUGUCCCCUUCCCAUCCCCUCAACGGCCACGCAUUCUGGUACAGAUGUCCCCAUAUGAUAAUGUUUUGCUGUGCCAGCCAGUAUCCUCUCCUUUGCCCCUCAGUGGAGCGAGUUAUGUGACUCUUCUGCAGAACCUGGGCCCCGAGACGCCUGUGACCCUCCUUCUUGCUGUUCUGACUGAAAACAAAGUGCUUAUCCACUCGCAGAGGCCUGAUGUGCUGACCAGUGUGGGGGAGGCGUUGGUGUCGAUCAUAUUUCCGCUGAGAUGGCAGUGCCCUUACAUCCCUCUGUGCCCUCUCACCCUCUCAGAUGUACUUUGUGCCCCUGUUCCAUUUAUCGUGGGGAUCCACUCCAGCUACUUUGACCUCCACGACCCCCCGCAGGACAUUCUAUGUGUGGAUCUGGACACUAACACCCUAUUCCAGAGCGAAGAGAAAAAGAUCUCGUCUCUCCGGUCACUUCCCCGCAAACCCUGUAAGGUGCUGCUGAGCACCCUGACUGACCUGCACAAACAGCUGGACGAGAUGUACAACAAACCCAUGGAGGAAGCAACUCUGGAGUUUCUGCUGACAGACUACGAUUUGAUCUAUGGACGCCGGACGCAGUUAGAGCUGGACGUACGAGCAGCCUUUCUGAGGUUCAUGGCUUGCUUAUUAAAGGGAUAUCGCUCCUUCUUGCUGCCUAUCACCCAGGCACCCUCUGAGCGGACACGGGACUCCAGCAACUUGUUUAACGUGGAGGGUUUCCGGAAGUCCAGAGAUCGGGCUCACCAGAAGUUCUACGCACAGAUGCUAAAGACUCAGAUGUUUACACAGUUUAUAGAAGACUGCUCCUUUGUUAGUGACCGGCACGCCUGCCUGGAGUUCUUUGAUAAUUGCAUAGAAAAGGUACAAAUAGAUGGGGAAAAGAUGGAGGAUUUACACCUGGUGGAGCUGGAUGAGUCUCACCGCAGUGAGCACACUGUAUUCAUCAUGCCAGCUGAGGAACCUCAUGAACAUGGCAGUGCCGAGACGCCUGCUCAGUACAUGUAUGACACCUUCCCAGUUCUCAGGAGGGAGCUCUUUGACCUACCACAAGAUCUGCUGAUGGCUCCACUGAACCAAUCAAAAAGCAGUGCCCCAAGUAGCCCUGCCCCACGUCGGACCAAGCAGGAGAUCAAAAUGGCUCAGGGUGUAGCACAGAAGUACUCCACCAUGCCGGAUAUGUGGGCCAAGUGUCUGCUGGGACACUGCUAUGGACUCUGGUUUAUCUACCUCCCCACAUUUGUGCGUGCCACCACCAGCAAAGUGUGGGCUCUUCAGACCGCCUACGAUGCCCUUAAGCAGAUGGAGAAUAAGAAAGUGGUCCUACCUGAUGAGGUGUGUUACCGGGUGCUGAUGCAGCUGUGCGGUCAAUACGGGGAGCCGGUUCUAGCGGUGAGGGUUAUGCUUGAAAUGAGAAAAGCUGGCAUUGUGCCGAAUAUCAUCACCUAUGGAUACUACAAUAAGGCCAUAUUGGAAAGUAAAUGGCCCUCGAGCAAUCAGAGCGGGCGCCUACGCUGGGCCAAGCUGCGCAAUGUGGUCCUGGGAGCCGCUCAGUUCCGCCAGCCCCUCAAACGAAAAAGGAGACAGACCAGACUCAGCCUUUCACAGACAGACACACAUUUGCAAAGACACGCGGCCUCUGAUCUGCCUCCACGACUGAGUCUACUUCGCCAAGCCACAUGGGCAGGGAGCACACACAGGGAAUUGCAUGAUAUCUCAUCGGGGAAGCUGGUAAAGAGCUGGAGUGUUAGUGGCACCGGGAGUGACAGUGACAUGGUGGAGACCACACUAACGCACAUGAUGGAAGAUGUGGAGGGUAUGAAGAUGCCCAACAGACAUGAUGGAAGCCCAUCACUGAGUGGCUCUCUAAGAAGGCCGUGUGGGACCCCACUUGUUCUCGGAGCCUCAGAGAAUGGAAGCCUGUCCAAUAUCAGUUUACAAACAGAUGCCACUGGCAGUGAUGCUGUAACCUCAGAGGACUCGGAAGUCCUGAUGACCGAGAGCUCCACAGAGGCCUUGCCUUGUCGGCCGGCCAGAGAUGAAGGAGAGUCUUCAUCCACCAGUAGCAAUGGGAAACGCAACAAGUUUACAGGCAAGAUACAGCAGCUUCUCUCCCCUGCCAGGAAGCCUGGGAGGGCCUCAAUAUUUUGCAAAAAGGCCUCUUUUUCAGAAAAACCAUCCCCCCUCAUCUCCCUCGGAGAUCAGCAUCAGCACUGGAGGAGCUUCAAGGAAAGCAUUGGGCGCCCAGAGUCCACAGCCUCUGAGAGCUCGGUCUCCUUGGGAAGUGAAGUUGACUUGUCGGACACCUCCGUCUGCAGCUUCACUCUCCACAAAUCCACCGACCGACUGACCGAGGGGGAACAUGAAGUGCCGGCGGCAGAGGUGAUGCUGUCCAGCUGCUCUCUGUGCCCAGUUUGCCACUCUCUGGUGUAUGACGAGGACAUCAUGGCCGGCUGGACAUCUGAUGACUCCAACCUGAAAACCGUCUGCACGUUCUGCGGCAAAUACUUUGUGCCCCUCCUCAACAUCAGGAUCACCGACUUGCAGAGCCAAUACAGCUCUUCCAAGGACUCCUCUGCCUCCCUCCAGCCUUCUACAGAUGAAGAUUCCCCAGCCCCUGGGGGCUCUGGGCCGGUGCUGAGUGACCGCUUCCAGUGUUUGGUUCUGGAUGAUCCCGGGCCGGGCCGCACGCCAUGCAAUGGAUACUCUGACUCUGCCCAAUUACAGCCUCGUGUGGCCAGUGUGAGUUCUGAGUUAGUUACUGUGGCCUACCUGUGCCCACUGGUCUUGCGCAAGGAGCUGGAGAGCCUACUGGAGAAUGAAGGAGGAGAUGUCCUUUCCCAACCAGAGCUGGUCAACAGCCACCCCAUCAUCUACUGGAAUCUAGUGUGGUACUUCAAGCGCAUGGCACUGCCCAGUAACCUCUUGCAGCUGGUGUUGGCCUCCAAACACAUCAGGCGCCAGUCACAGGUCCUAGAGCUGCCUCGGGUGAGGGUCUGGCUUUUGUGGGAUGUGUUACUGCAGGACCCAGACCGGUGGCCUCCUCUCUAUGUCCUCUGGAAACUGAACAGAAACCUCCCCAUCCACCUCCAUUCCUGGAACCACACUCACCCUUUUACCCUGGAUGUUCUGGAGAAGAUCUUGAAUUUUGUGGGACUCAAUGAGGUUCAUAAAGCGAUUUCCCUGAUCAUAUCCAUCUUACAGGAGCAGCCUUCCCCACCACAGAGUAUGCAGAGGGGAAUAUACCGGGAACUGCUACUCCUAACAUUGGCUGCCCUCGGGAGGGAUCACAUGGAUAUUGGUGCAUUUGAUAAUAAAUACAAGACCGCCUUGAAGAAGCUGAACAACUCUUUGGGUAAGGAAGAAUUGAGAAGGAGAAGAGCCCAGUUCCCUACUCCCAAGGCACUGGACUGUCGGAAAUCCUUUGGGGCUACCCUGGAGUGCUGAGUCCAUUUUGCUAUUAGAACCUGCGGGGAAGCGGCUAGUGGGUUUGCCGCAUACACAGGAGAAAGUCCUCUGCUCCAAGUAGGAAGCGCCCAGAGGUGGAGCAGGCAAGAGCUGACAAGCAGAGGAGCAUCACUGUGAUGUGGAUCCAUGAAUGCCGCCAGAGUAGCCUGGCCAAUCUCCAUGUGCAGAAUCCGUCAGCUGGCGGCACAUUCGCUCCAUGGCACGGACCACUCGCAUUAAUCAAAUAUCUACCAGUAUUUCCAUGCAGCAGAGGAAAUAGAAGGACUGGUGCAUGCUGGGUUAGCUGUAGUGCAAUAGGGGCAGCUGCACUAACAGCCAAUCCCUGAAGAGAUGACAGUUGUGUUUGAGCCGCCAUGUUUUCCUGUCACAUGACCAGUGUUCAUACUGCUGAUAUCACUUGCCAAAGCGGAAUGGGAUUGUCCGUGUGUCACGUGAUCUUCUCAGUCAGAUUCGGUUUUUUAUUGGGCUGCUGUCAUUUUAUUGUGAAUGGGACUGUGCCGGGGUCAGACUUACUGGACCCAGUUUUAUGUUGUCAGUAUUAAGCAAAUAUGUAAAUGUUCCUUUAAUUUAUUUCAAGUCCUCUAUAUUUUGUUUUUCCCCGAAUCGCAGUAUUUUACCCCAAAGUGUUAGUUACUCUUUAGCCCUCGGAAGGGACAGUUAACCCCACACGUGGGGCACCUCUGUAUAUUUUGCUGCUCAAUCUUCCAUUAAAGGGAACUGUAACCCUUAAGGGUGAUGUCACACUACUAAUUGGCACAAUAAAUCUGCUCUGCCGCUGGCGAAUAAUCUCCUGAAAAUGCAAUAAUGUCAGUUGCCGAUGGGAACAAACACGCGUCGCUUUGUUUCUCCGAAGUAGCGAGAUUAGUCGCCCGCAGUAGAGCAGAUUUAUUGCGCCGAUCUCCCGUGUGACAUAUCCCUUCCCUUGCAGAACACGCCCACGAGGUGCCGCACAACUGUCCCUCCCCUGCGCUCAGUGCAAUAUCACCCCAGCUUCACUUUCUGAAGCUUUUUAUUGUCUUGCAAUUUGCUGGAAAUAAAAACAUUCAUUUUCUUUCAAA
Messenger RNA from Xenopus laevis (African clawed frog), 5921 nucleotides. RefSeq names its product DENN/MADD domain containing 4B L homeolog (gene dennd4b.L). Gene Ontology annotation, cellular component: cytoplasm; cytoplasmic vesicle. Bases 319 to 4842 code for a protein of 1507 amino acids. Gene Ontology annotation, molecular function: guanyl-nucleotide exchange factor activity. Gene Ontology annotation, biological process: regulation of Rab protein signal transduction. The transcript is spliced from 29 exons. The record is from RefSeq and is a predicted model, not a curated record. NCBI's taxonomy places the organism in Eukaryota, Metazoa, Chordata, Amphibia, Anura, Pipidae.